Pistacia vera is the source of this 2009-nucleotide messenger RNA. RefSeq names its product AP2-like ethylene-responsive transcription factor AIL5. The transcript is spliced from 9 exons. Gene Ontology annotation, molecular function: DNA binding; DNA-binding transcription factor activity. The record is from RefSeq and is a predicted model, not a curated record. Lineage: Eukaryota; Viridiplantae; Streptophyta; Magnoliopsida; Sapindales; Anacardiaceae. The coding region runs from base 108 to 1751 and encodes 547 amino acids. Gene Ontology annotation, biological process: regulation of DNA-templated transcription.
AAACCAAAACUUAUUAACUCUUCUUCUUCUUCUUCUUUCACUUCUCUCUCUUUGAACUCUGAUAUUUCCAACGUGUAUUUACUGAAACUCAAACUGAGAAAAGAAAGAUGAAUAAUAUGAAUAUGAAUAACUUGAGCAAUAACAUGGAUUCCUCUUGGCUAGGUUUCUCUCUUUCUAAUAAUAAUAACCAUCUCACCUCCUCUUCCGACUCCUCUCAUCUCUGCCUCUUUGAAGCCUUCACCUCCUCCACCGCCACCGCCACCGCCACUUCAGGAAAUGUUGCACCGAGAGAAGAAGCCGGUACUGGUACCGCUGGUGCAACUGACUUAUCUAUAUUCUCCGGUAGUCCUAAACUCGAGGAUUUUCUUGGCGGUUCUGGAGCUGCACCGCCACUUGCUCCACCUCCUCAUCAUCAUCAACAUCCACAACAUCAUCAGUUUUCUACGGCUGACACUCACGAGAUUUAUGACUCCGAGCUCAAAACCAUAGCCGCGAGCUUUCUUCGCGGUUUCUCUACUGAACAAACAGAUGCCCAGAAACAUCAACAACCACAACAACAACAAACUCAGCUUGUUGCCGCUGAGCCCACUCCAAGAAAAACCGCUGACACCUUCGGCCAACGCACCUCCAUCUAUAGAGGCGUUACUCGACAUAGAUGGACUGGAAGAUAUGAAGCUCACUUGUGGGAUAAUAGCUGCAGAAGAGAAGGCCAAAGUAGAAAAGGAAGACAAGUUUAUUUGGGUGGUUAUGAUAAAGAAGAGAAAGCAGCUAGAGCUUAUGAUCUUGCAGCUCUCAAAUAUUGGGGUCCAACCACCACUACAAACUUUCCGGUUUCUAACUAUGAGAAGGAAGUAGAGGAAAUGAAGAAUAUGACUAGGCAAGAGUUUGUUGCUUCUCUUAGGAGGAAAAGUAGUGGUUUCUCUCGAGGGGCUUCAAUUUACAGAGGAGUUACAAGGCAUCAUCAACAUGGUCGAUGGCAAGCUAGAAUAGGUAGAGUUGCCGGCAACAAAGAUCUCUAUCUUGGCACAUUCAGUACUCAAGAAGAAGCAGCAGAGGCGUAUGACAUUGCUGCAAUCAAAUUCAGGGGCCUAAAUGCAGUAACAAACUUCGAUAUGAGUCGAUACGACGUUAAAAGCAUUGCAAACAGCAACCUCCCCAUCGGAGGAAUCAACGGCAAGUCCAAGAACUCCUCGGAAUCAGCCUCCGAUAGCAAGAGCCUAGACGGGAGCCGGUCGGACGACACACGUGACAACAUCUCCUCGGCAUCAUCAGUCGCCUUUGCAUCUCACCACCCUGCAGCUGCAACCUCAACUCUAAGCUUUGCAAUCCCCAUCAAGCAAGACACAUCAGAUUACUGGUCUAACAUUCUUGGUUAUAACCAAAACACCAAUGCCAAAAACCUCACCAUGACUCCAACUUUAUUUCCCUCUACCAGUUUUCAGAACCCCUCAACUUUCCACAUGGAUUUCUCAGUGAACUCUUCAGUAAAUGAAAGCAACAACAAUGGGGUAAUUAUGGAUGGAGGGUUGUAUGUUGAUCAUCAUCCUCCUCAGCAGCAGCAGCAGCAAAAUGGUACAACAACAACAACAAAUUCAGCAACCAACAUUGCCUUGAAUAGUAGCAAUGGGAAUAGUUAUAAUGAGAGUGGUGGUGGUUAUGGUAGCUGGAAUAUAGCACAAAAUCUGCAUUCUUUACAGGCUGCAAAGGCUAAUCUAUCAGUGUUUCAGACACCAAUUUUUGGAAUGGAAUGAAUGAGAAUCUGUGCAAUGUGAAGGAGGAUUUCGAGUUGGAAACAAAACCAAACCCAAAAAAAAGAAAGAAAAAAAUUGUUUGAUAAUUUUGUGUAAUGUGAAGUAGGACUCAGAGAUAGCCUGAUGGGUCAACUUUUUACUUAAUACAUGAAAAAUCAUGAAAUGAAGAGAAAGACUUUCUGACAGAGCUGACUGUACUAGUACUAGUACUAACUCUACUUCUACUCUGUUUGUUUAAAAAAAAAAAAAAGGAGAAAG